AUGGCCCUCGUGGAUUAUUCCGACACCGACGAAUCGGAUGUCGAAGAGUCCAAACCGACCAAACCCAUAUCAAAUCCAUCCAAACCAGCAUUUCAAAAAGUCGUUGACAGAUCCAAUUCCGGCAAGAUCAAGGUCUCAUUGCCACAAUCGUCUCUCAAGACAGAAACCCCAUCAGAUGGUCCUCCUUCGAAACGAAUCAAAACCUCGAGCGGAGGAGCCUUCAGCGGAUUUAACUCUUUUCUGCCACCACCAAAACGCGCAGGCCAACCUUCAAACGCGACGCUGGGUGGGGGAGCUGCUGGCAAGAAGAGCGGGCUUGGUGUGGGCGUGAAUCUGAAGACUGGAGCAGCACCUGGAUUUAGUAGAGCGACAGAAACAGAGAGAGAAUAUGGAAAUACGGGAGAUGAAGCCUCUCCAAGUAACGGGAAUGGAAUCAACCUUCCGCCACCGAAAGCACCACAACCCGUGGACCAAGUACCGGCUGAUGAAGUGAAAUUGGUGGGGAAGCCUCUGAUGUUUAGGCCUAUGUCGGUGGCCAGGAAGCCUAAAAAGAAGACGGCUUCACAAUUGGCGGCAUCUACAGUAGCUCAGAAUCUGCCAAAAUCUACUCCAGCGCCGGUACCUCAGGCUGCUCCCGCUGAGAAGGCUCCGAAACUAUCAUUAUUUUCAUUGUCUGCCGAAGAUUCAAGUUCAGUAAGCAUGCCAACAACAGGGGAAUACGAACCAAUGAUACACGAAAGCCAGAGCCAGAUGGCAUCGGGCGACUUCUCGCAAUACUCUACGUUGGAACCAUACGGUGUUGAAGAGACACCUAAUGCCCCCCAAACUCUUCCACCUGCACCCACGACUCGGGUCUCUCAGUCUCUGGACGACAUAGCCGGAGAUCUUCAACUCAGUGCUGCAGAACGAAGGCAGCUCUUUGGUCGCCAAAAGGGAAAGCAAAAUAUGCAAUCAGCCACCAAAAUCAUCAAUUUCAACACAGACGAAGAAUACUUGCACAACGAGGAAUUGAGAGCCUCGGGAGAGCAAGUGAAACACAAUCCUGUUAGGUCUAUUGCACCAGGAAAGCAUAGCUUGAAGCAAUUGGUAAAUGCGGCACAGAGCCAGAAGGAAGCGCUCGAGGAAAGUUUCCAGACAGGGAAGAAUAAUAGGAAAGAGGCCAGUUCUAGGUACGGUUGGUAA
Messenger RNA from Hymenoscyphus albidus, 1182 nucleotides. The record is from the annotation of a GenBank genome assembly. NCBI's taxonomy places the organism in Eukaryota, Fungi, Ascomycota, Leotiomycetes, Helotiales, Helotiaceae.